AUGCACAAUGCUGUUCCAGCAAUCGCGGCAUGUGGCGUAAGUCCCAUUGUACGCAUACCAGAUAACCAAGGCUGGAUGGUCAAGCGCGCCCUAGAUACCGGAGCUCAUGGAGUUAUCGUUCCUCUACUAUACACAGUCGAAGAUGCGGUCAAGCUCGUCAACAGCGCCAAGUUCCCUCCCGAAGGCCAACGAGGAUUCGGCUCCCCGUUCCCCAUGGAGAGAUUCCACCCCUCCCUCACCUCCGCCGACUAUCUAACACAAGCGAACUCCGCGCUACUAACCAUAGUCCAAAUCGAGACGCUCUCAGCCCUGCAGUCCGUCGAAGCCAUCGCCGCGGUCCCCGGCAUCGACGUCCUGUUCGUGGGACCCUUUGAUCUGGGGAACAAUAUCGGGCAUCCGAUCAUCAACGGUGUGAUGCAUGAGGAUCUGCAUGCGGCGAUCAAGAGGGUGCUGGAUGCGGCGAAUGGGGCGGGGAAGAAGGCGGGCAUCUUUUGUGUUAGUGGGGAGCAGAGUAAGAUGUAUGCAGAGAUGGGGUUCCAUAUGAUUUCGGUGGCGACUGAUACGUUGAUCUUGCAGGCGAGUGUUAUGGGGGCGCUGGGGAAGGCGAAAGGGAUGGGGCCGGGGGAGAAGUUGCAUGGUCCUUAUGGGAAGUAG
Messenger RNA from Mollisia scopiformis, 654 nucleotides. RefSeq names its product Phosphoenolpyruvate/pyruvate domain-containing protein. NCBI's taxonomy places the organism in Eukaryota, Fungi, Ascomycota, Leotiomycetes, Helotiales, Mollisiaceae. The transcript is spliced from 2 exons. Bases 1 to 654 code for a protein of 217 amino acids. Gene Ontology annotation, cellular component: cytoplasm. Gene Ontology annotation, molecular function: aldehyde-lyase activity. The record is from RefSeq and is a predicted model, not a curated record.